Messenger RNA from Spinacia oleracea (spinach), 498 nucleotides. Its product is annotated as protein TRACHEARY ELEMENT DIFFERENTIATION-RELATED 7A-like. The transcript has a single exon. Lineage: Eukaryota; Viridiplantae; Streptophyta; Magnoliopsida; Caryophyllales; Amaranthaceae. The record is from RefSeq and is a predicted model, not a curated record. The coding region runs from base 1 to 498 and encodes 165 amino acids.
AUGAACAAUUGCAUUUCUUCAUCAUCACCUUUAAUCAAUCUUUUGAAGAAAACAAUACCACUCUAUACCCCCGCCAAACUAACCAAAACUCCUUACAACCACCUUACAAUAAUCUCAACCCCUCUAUCUUCCUCGUCCAUGUCCAUGUCCACCACCCCGCCGGAGUUCCCUUCGAGGCGGAACCCCGAGAUUGACCCGGCCACGCCGCCGGAGAUGCCCCCGAUUCCAAAAGAACCCGACGAGUUCAACAUCAUCCCGCCUGAACCGGAGAUUAAACCGCCUAUACCGCCACCUGACCCCACACCGAAUCCGCCAGGACCAGAAAUUCCACACCAGCCUAUUCCGUCGCCUCCUGGACCUGAUAUAUUCCCACCACCUGAGGUCCCACCGCGUCAGCCGCCUGAUGUUGUUCCUCCUAACGCACCGGAGAUAUUCCCACCACCGUCAACACCGAUACCUGACAUAAUCCCGCCAAUGGGUCCAAGGGUUGUACUCUAA